Helianthus annuus (common sunflower) is the source of this 1163-nucleotide messenger RNA. RefSeq names its product probable carboxylesterase 18. The coding region runs from base 43 to 1068 and encodes 341 amino acids. Lineage: Eukaryota; Viridiplantae; Streptophyta; Magnoliopsida; Asterales; Asteraceae. The record is from RefSeq and is a predicted model, not a curated record. Gene Ontology annotation, molecular function: hydrolase activity. The transcript is spliced from 2 exons.
UUCCGUCACACCCUUACCUUUGAUUAUUUCCCUCAUCUUUCAAUGGAAUCUGCACCCAAAGCUCCAAACUCUCUAUCCUUGCCCUGGAAAUUACGAAUUUUACUUUCGCUAGCCGGCCCUGCAAUCGACCUAGUUACCCGAAAAGACGGGACAGUGAACCGCUGUCUUCUCAAAGUCCUAGACCUCCUCCAGGUCCAGCCAUCAUCCGAACCAAGCAACGGUGUGAAAACAUACGAUGUUGUGGUGGAUCCAACUCGCAAGCUCUGGUUCCGCGUAUUUGUCCCCAUACAGUACGCGGUUGAAGAUCUUCCAGUAAUGGUGUUCUUCCACGGUGGUGGAUAUAUUGUCCUCUCCCCGGACUUUAAGUUAUACGACGAUGUAUGCCGCAAGUUUGCGAAAGAAUUGCAUGUGAUAGUUGUUUCUGUUGAUUAUCAUCUUGCACCGGAGAAUCGACACCCUGCGCAACAUGACGAUGCGUUUGAUGUGCUGAAAUUUCUGGACAAUGAAGAGAACAGGUUGAAAUGGUUACCGGAGAAUGCAAAUAUUUCACGCUGCUUUAUGGCUGGUGAUAGUUCUGGCGCACAUAUAACUCAUUAUGUUGGUCUAAGAGCCUCCCAAUUCGACUUCCAACAACUCCAGGUAAUUGGGCUGGUGGCUAUCCAACCAUUCUUUGGAGGGGAGGAGCGAACAGAUUCAGAGAUACGGCUGGAUGGAUCAGCGCCUAUCCUGUCAACGAAGCGAACGGAUUGGUUUUGGAACGCGUUCAUGCCGCUGGGUGAACCCUAUAACCGCGACCAUCCUAUCAUCAAUGUUAGUGGGCCGAAUGCUGUGGACAUAUCCGAAAUGGAUUUACCACCCACUAUGGUAGUUGUGACUGGGUUUGAUAUUCUCCGGGACUGGCAGAUAAGAUACUACGAGUGGCUCAAGAAAUCCGGGAAAGAAGUGUACUUGGUGGACUACCCAAACAUGUUUCACGAGUUCUUCCUCUUCUCGGAGUUGCCGGAAUCGGACCAACUUAUAUCGGAAAUGAAGGACUUCGUUUACAAGGUCUUAAAUAAGGUAUACUAGCGGGUCUACCCGCUUAGUGAAGUAGAGAUGUUGUAAAAUGAGUUUUCUCUAAAUAAAGUAAACGUUGAAGUUUCAUUGAGAGCUUUAAAAUGACU